This is a messenger RNA of Fundulus heteroclitus (mummichog), 3299 nucleotides long. RefSeq lists its product as uncharacterized. The record is from RefSeq and is a predicted model, not a curated record. NCBI's taxonomy places the organism in Eukaryota, Metazoa, Chordata, Actinopteri, Cyprinodontiformes, Fundulidae. Bases 786 to 2744 code for a protein of 652 amino acids. Gene Ontology annotation, molecular function: protein binding. The transcript has 5 exons.
AUACUAUGAUCUUUCUCUCAUAUAUUUUAUUUGGGGUACUUUUUUUAUAUUAAAUGAUCUGCUGGAAACGCUCCGAAUCUGCCUUGAACGUAUCACCGGAUGCGGAAAUCAGAAGGUAAACAAUAACGCUACAAAAAAUAAAAAAUAAAAAAAAUAGCAAGGCUCUUCGUUUUUUCCGUCUUAUUUUAAAAAGCAUGGGUUACACCAUACAUUUCACAUGACGUUUGCUUUAAAUAAAAUAUAUAUUCUAUCAAUUUCUAUCUUUGACAAGAAACGGAUCAUCGACGUGUAAUCGUCACGAGGCACGCUCAGCCAAUCAGAGCGGCGGCUGAACGUUGCGGUAAUCCGGUUCAGACAUGACAGAGGCAACCGACGGAAGCUCAACUCGGAGCUCGCUUUCUGGCCACAACAACUCCACUUUUCGCCGCUUCAGCUGCCGGUCGGACGCGUCGGGGCGGCCCAGUCUCAGUGACCAGACAUGCGUUGCAAACAUGCGCGUUUAAAUAAGAUCCGAAGAGUUUCCUCGUGAGGUAACCUCGUCGAUGGGGAUGGUGCUCCACCGGGCUCCAUAAGCAAAAACUAGCCUACCGAGGCUGCACCACAGGCCGGGGCGAGCAGUUCAGUUGAGCCCUGAGGACCAAGGAAAUAAAAAAAAAAUGCUCCCAGACGUUCUUUAACGAGCCAGUUUCUUCUUUACAGCUGGUCUGCUCCAAACGGACUUCUUAUUUUUCCCACUGAGAGAGGCCCAGCCAGCUUUCACGGUGGAAACAAGAAGGAGAGCAAAGAUGAACGCUGUGCGGGCGGGCACAGUCACCUGGCGUCCCCAGCCGUGGCAGGACGGGGACGGGGGAGGGGGCGAGCCUCUCUCAGACAGCGACUCCGAGGAGGAGGACUUCCCGGAUGACAGCACCACCCCACUGGGGGACUACAUCACCCACGGCUUGAAGCAGCUCCUGGAUGCUCAGCAGCUGUGUGACGUCACGCUGCUGGUGGAGGGCAAAAAGUUCAUGUGUCACAGAGUCCUGUUGGCGGCGGUGAGUCCCUACUUCCGGGCAAUGUUCACCAGCCCCCUGGUGGAGUCCCGCCUCAACGAGAUCCGCCUGGAGGAGGUCACGCCGUCCGUCAUGGAGACGGUCAUCCAGUUUGUGUACACGGGCGAGGCGGGCCUCUCUCUGGAGACGGCCGAGGACUUGUUCGUGGCUGCCAACCGGCUCCAGGUCAUGCCUCUUCAGGACCUCUGCUCCAGGUUUCUGUUCGAGCACCUCUCUGUGGAGAACUGCCUGGGGAUGUACUCCCUGGCCCGCUCGCACCACGACCAGCUGCUGCUGCGGGCCUCCCUGCGCCUGGUCGCGCAGCACUUCCCCCGGGUGGCGCGGCAGAAGGACUUCCUGCUGCUGGACCACGGCACCCUGGGCAGCCUGCUGAGCUCGGACCGUCUUGGGGUGGACUCCGAGGCCGAGGUGUACGACGCGGCCCGCCGCUGGGCGGAGCACCAGCCUCUGGACCGCUACGCCCACAUGCCGGCGCUGCUUCACCACCUGCGCCCAGGACUACUGUCCCAGGAAGAGAGCCGGCGACUGAGCCAGGAGCUGGGGCCCGCUGCUGCCGGGGAGGGCCUCGGGGGGCCGCUGAGACCGAGGGAGGGCAUGUUUGAAAAAAAGAUCGUCUGCGUGGACUUGACCCCUCGGGAAGAUGAAAACGCGGCUUUGAAGGAGUACACGGUGGACUGCUUUGAUCCUCGGACAGGGAAGUGGGAGAAGUUGGCGGCGCUGGGUUCUCUGGUGAGUCCAGGGUGCACGGCUGUGGGCGACAGGCUGUUUGUAGCGGGGGGGAUCCUCCGGACAGGCUCCGUGUCUGCCGCCGUGCAUGAAUACGACGCAGUGCUGGACAGAUGGAUAGAAAGGCCCACCAUGGGCCAGCCACGCUCUAUGCUGGGCCUGCUUGGUUGCGGAGACUCGCUCUACGCCCUGGGGGGCUGUAACCGCUCUGCCCUGCUGGACUCCAGCGAGGCGCUGGAUCUGACCACGCUCCAGUGGGGUCCCGGGCCUCGGCUCCCGCUCCCCCUGCGAGCCUUUGCCUGCGCGGCUCUACGUGGGCGCCUUUACCUUUUGGGCGGAACCACGCUUGAACAGAACAGGGCCGUGGUGCACUCGGGUGUGCUCAUCUAUCACACUCUGACCGACUGCUGGACACGGGUAGCUCUGGACUCGGGCACUACCUGCCUUGCUGGCGGCGUGGCCGUGAGGGGAGGGGUCUGCGCCAUCGGCGGGUACAUGAGGGAUACCACCAAGUUCCUGGACGGGAAUUACACCAACCUGGAGACUUUGGACGCUACAGGCCGGGUGCUGUUUUUUAGGGAGGGCCGGGGGACCGGGGUGGAGAGGGAGGUGACCGGGGGAGGGGUGAUGGUCAGUGCGGAGCAACGGGGGGCCGCCUGUGGCGGAAGUGACCGAGCUCCCAGUCCCGUAGUCUUCCCCGGGUUGCCUCGGCGGAUAGCCGCGGGGGGCGUGGCCAGGUGGAAAAGGAGGAUUUACGUGCUGGGCGGAGAGAACGGCUCGCGCUUCUACGACAGCGUGUACUGCUGGAAACCGGGCUGGCGCAGCUGGGUGCAGAGACGGGAAAAGCUCCCCGGAGAGACCGGAGGGGUCAGCCAGUUCGGGUGCACCACUCUCAAAUUUCCCAAAAAGCACAUCCUGUCCAGACUGAGACUAGCCAAAGAGAACUGCAAGAAGCCCGACGACUAGCGCGACAGACCAGGGUCAGAAUCAAGAGUCCUGAUGGCGCCUUCAGUGAGGCGCCGGCUCAGAAUUGACCUAUAACACACAGAUCAGAGACAUCCAUGGAAAAACAAAGCAGGAGCCUCCAUAGAGAAGGGCAGCCUGCGUCCGCUGCUUAUCGAUCUCAUGCAAUGUUGUCCUGAAUUCGUUUAAAGCAGAAAACCUACUUUUCUACAACAUAUGCAGGCCUGCAGCAGAUCAGAUCUUAGGGAUUAUCUUUGGCUGUCAGACCAAGUCAGGCAUCUGAAUGUUUCCUAGUCCGCCGUUUAACGAAGGAAGAAAAUUAUUUUUUUCUUUUUUUAGAAAAAAAAGUUUUCUCAAAAUGUGACGCAGUUUUUAGCUUUCUUUUGCUCUUGUUAUUUUUAAAAGCUAUUUAAAAAAAAUCACUAAUGCUGUGAAUUCUUUUCCUCAUUGCGUUGUUUAGACACAAGUUUACUGAGACGUGUAAUGAUGUGCUGAAACGGAUCUUGUUGUCCUCUCUGGGCCUGUCGUGUGCUGUGACGCCGCAGCUAAGGGCUACGC